AUGACACCGUUAGAAGCACAUCACAACGAGCGUGCUGAUUUCGAUACUGUACUGAUUCAAUGUCUCAAAGCAUUGUCGCUUAGCGAUAUUGGAUCUAGAGAAAAGACAGAUCAACAUGACGUGACAUGCGACAGUUGUCACUUGAACCGAAAACAGACAAAAACCCAUCUGACAGGGCAUGCUGUUGCUCAUUUCACAAUACCAAAUGAACUAUUCGGAAAAAUUUUUCGGAGCGAUGAGGUGACAUUCGAAAAUUUUAAAAGGUUAUUUCGUGAUAACAUACAUGAAAAUGUUACGUGCAAUGGCUGUUCAGAACCAUCAUUUAGAGGUUUACGUUUCAAAUGCGACAUUUGUCCCGAUUAUGACCUUUGUCAACGAUGUGCUUCUAACGGUGUCAUCACAGGUACGCACAAAUCCGAUCAUCCGAUUAUUAUUGUGAACAGCGAAGUUAUACCAAAGAUAAAUCGAGAUGACAUCGAGCUCGGAGAUGAACUUGGCCACGGCGGUUUCGGCUACGUGUACAAGUCAAAGUGGUUAUCAAAAAAUCGUGUAGUGGCGUGCAAAGUUUUAACUGUUCCACUAUUUGAUGACGCAUCUGAACGAUUGAAAAGUUUUAUGAAAGAACUGGCCGCUUAUCGAGAGUUAUCUGGAGCAUAUAUUUUAAAAAUAUUUGGUUAUUGCAAUCAAACACUACUUGAUGGGAAGGGUACCAAGUACAUGCUCAUUCUGGAGUACAUGGAGCGAGGAAGUCUAACGGAUGUGCUCAAUCAAAAAGAAAAACUUUCGCUUCAUCGAAAAUUGGUGAUGGCACUAAAUAUUGCUAGUGGAAUGCGGAAGAUCCACGACCAUCGAAUGAUUCACAGAGAUAUUCGUCCCGAUAACAUUCUCGUCUCAGAAGAUUACACUGCAAAAAUCGGUGAUAUGGGAAUAGCGCGAGUAAUUAGUCCUAAUCAUCAUCACACCAUUAUAGGAUGUCAGAAAUACAUGCCGUACGAGUUCUAUACAGGUGUAUAUGAUCAAAGUUUAGACGUUUAUACUUUUGGCUUGACACUAAACCAUCUCUUUACUGAGAAUACACACAACUAUGACAUGGUGAACAGAAAAGCGAUUCUUACGAAACAGAGUCCUGUAUUUUGGGAACUAAUAUCUCGCUGUAUUGACACUAAUCCAAGACAGCGACCAUCAGCCGUUGAAAUUGAAAAGACAUUAGGUUUAUUUGAUACGGGAUUCAACCAAAUAAUCCGAGACUAUCCGACAUACAAGAAACUACCCACAAAUGGAAGGGACAAAAUAUUCCUGAGAUUUUAUGAAGAACUAACACCAAAAGUAAAACAAUUGGUACAUAAACCCUCUUAA
Messenger RNA from Didymodactylos carnosus, 1356 nucleotides. Lineage: Eukaryota; Metazoa; Rotifera; Eurotatoria; Philodinida; Philodinidae. The record is from the annotation of a GenBank genome assembly.